Molecule: messenger RNA, 1509 nt
Organism: Hemisphaericaspora subhashii
Lineage: Eukaryota; Fungi; Ascomycota; Pichiomycetes; Serinales; Debaryomycetaceae
Product: polynucleotide adenylyltransferase
Exons: 1
Coding region: 1-1509 (502 amino acids)
Cellular component (GO): nucleus
Molecular function (GO): RNA binding; poly(A) RNA polymerase activity
Source: RefSeq, a predicted model, not a curated record
AUGGUUCAAGAAUUCGUGUAUACUGUUUCCAAGAAUAAGAAUAUGUCAGACGGAAUGGCUAAGGAUGCUGGUGGUAAAGUUUUUACAUUCGGUUCGUACAGACUAGGUGUAUAUGGCCCGGGAUCGGAUAUUGACACUCUAGUUGUCGUACCAAAACACGUAACAAGAGAAGAUUUCUUCUCUGUUUUCGAACAGAUCAUUCGGAAGAGGCCCGAAUUACAAGAAAUUGCAUCGGUUCCUGAUGCAUUUGUUCCAAUUAUCAAAAUUGAAUUUGAUGGUAUAUCUAUUGAUUUGAUCAUGGCACGAUUAAAUGUCCCAAGAGUUCCAUUAGAUAUGUCAUUAGACGACAAGAAUCUUCUUAGAAAUAUAGACGAGAAAGAUUUGAGGUCAUUAAAUGGAACGCGAGUUACGGAUGAGAUACUUCAACUAGUCCCAAAGCCGACUGUUUUCAAACAUGCUUUGAGAUGCAUCAAGUUGUGGGCCCAACAGCGUGCAGUGUACGGUAACGUCUUUGGGUUUCCAGGGGGGGUAGCCUGGGCCAUGCUAGUCGCGAGAAUCUGUCAAUUGUAUCCUAAUGCCGUAAGUGCUGUCAUUGUUGAGAAAUUCUUUAACAUUUAUACAAAAUGGAAUUGGCCGCAACCAGUGUUACUUAAACCUAUAGAGGAUGGACCAUUGCAAGUCAGAGUUUGGAAUCCUCGUUUGUAUCCCCAUGAUCGUCUACAUAAAAUGCCGGUGAUCACCCCUGCGUAUCCCUCUAUGUGUGCCACUCAUAAUAUUACAAGCUCUACUCAAAAGGUUAUCAUGGCAGAGCUCGCUCGUGGAGCCGAUAUCAUGAAUAUGAUCAACGCUGGCAACAAAACUUGGUCGGACCUAUUAGAGAGACAUGCAUUUUUCCAUAAAUAUAAGUUUUACUUAUGCGUGGUAGCAGGGACUGUGGGAUCUGAUGAAGAUCAAUUGAAAUGGAGUGGAUUAGUUGAAAGCAAAUUGCGUCAUUUAGUGUUGAAACUAGAAGUUACUGAAGGGAUCGAUCUUGCGCAUCCCUAUGUAAAGGAAUUUUCAGACUCGUAUGUAUUGGAUGACAAAACCCCGACAGAAAUGGUCAACGCUUAUGGUACAUUACAAGGGGAGCAGUUUUUUCAGACGGUGAAGAAGGCUGGUCUGGCCGAUAUCAAUCUGAAACGCUUGCAUUUAAUGAAAUUGUAUGUUGGUUUGGAGCUUAAGCUUUCAAAGGCACAAGAUGGUGUGAAAAAGUUAGACAUACAGCAACCUUGCUCCGAAUUCUAUACGAUGUGCAAGAGCUCUACUGCUUAUGUAGAAGGCGUAAAUUAUAUUCAGAUCAAAAAUGUUAAGUUGUUGGAUCUUCCCGAUGAUGUAUAUGUUGAGGGCGAGCAUAGGCCAAAAAGGACCAGUAAAAAGAGAAAGAAGGCUGGAGAAGUUGAUAGUCAGAAACGUCCACGAAGCACAGUUUCAACCCCACCUAUCGCGACAAAUGUGGCUACCUACGAAUGA